AUGAGACCCCCAAAGAAUCGAACAUUUAACCUGCUCCACACAAUCUGUAAAAUCAUAUAUCUCAGCUGUGCUACCAAUUUCUGGUUUGAAGACAUGAAAUAUCCUGCAAAGUUUAUGAGAAUCUACAAAGCGAUAUCUUGUGUCUUAGAAGUUGCUGCAGCUGCGUUCAUAAUUUCUGAAUGGGGCUCUUUUUUCACGCAACCGAAUUUAACGGAAAAGCAGAGUACAGAUAGAUUCUUAUUCGCGGUUCCACAUGCAGUCAUGUAUGCUGUUUAUAUCAGUUUGGUUUAUUACAAGAAGCAAGUCAGAGAACUGGUGAAGACUCUGGCUGUGACUCUGGGAGGAAUGUGUAAUGAUGAGAUGAUCGAGAAGAUGAUGGUUAGAGCAACGUGUCGAUAUCUCGUGGCGCUGGGUUUUCUGUGCGGUUCCACGUUGCUUUCUUAUGGGGUUGUAAAUGGAUUUCAGGCUCUUACAACAAAUGCAACCUUUACCACCACUAUCACGUUAUGGCCAGAUGUUGAAGACCUAACUCCAAUAGCUGGUGCAACCCGCAUAAUUUUCUAUGUCUUCUGGUGGAUCUUCGUGAUCCGAGUUGUCGCCAUCUACUUCGUUAUCCUCACCAGCACCGUCGUGAUCGCACACCAUUUUAAAAAACUGUGUAAAUACUUUGAAGACCUGAACGGCAUUUUCGAGGGUAGCGGCAGUCAGGAAGAGAAAGAGAAGAGAUAUGAAGACGCUUUUAAAUUUGGGAUUCAAAUGCAUUCUCUCACGUUAUGGUGCAUUCGACAGCUUCAGCUGGCGGGCGGCGUGGCGUUCACCGGGCAAGUUAUGUUGAACGUCGGAGUGCUUGUGCUGCUGAUGAUUCAGAUGAUGAUGUUCACAGAGCGAACCCUAAUGGCUUUGAUGCCCAUAGUCUCCUUUUCCUCGGCGGUUCUGUGCGGCACUGCAGUAUUUGUGUGGAACGCUGGAGACGUCACUACCGAGGCAUCUCGUCUGCCAACCGCCAUGUUUCACUCCGGCUGGCACAACUGCACGAGACUGUCUUCAGUGCGGAUGCGGAAAGUAGUCACCAUCGCGAUCGCACAAGCUCAGAAACGAGUUUCGAUAAAAGGCCUCGGAUUCAUCAGGCUGUCAUAUGAAUCUUAUGUAAAGGUAGGUACUUCUAUGCAAAUGGAUCCUUUGACCAUAACGUUUUCAGACGCGACUUUCACCGUCAUGAUCCCUGUAUGGCCAGACGUUGAAGACCGAAGAAUUAUCGCCGCAGCUGCUCGCAUAGUCCACUAUAUUGUCUGGUUGAUUUUCAUGGUCCGGGUCCUCGUCCUCUACAUGUUAAUUAUCACCAGCACCAUUGCUAUCGCGCACCAGUUCAAGCAUCUGUGCAAAUAUUUUGAAGACCUGAACGAUAUCUUUGAAGGCAGUGGCAGUCAGGAGGAAAAGGAGAGGAAAUAUGAAAAUGCUUUUAAAGUUGGGGUUAAAAUGCAUUCUAUCACGCUAUGGUGCACGAGGCAGAUACAGCUAACAGGCGGCGUGGCAUUCAGCGGUCAGGUCAUCAUAAACGUCUGCACACUCGGCCUGCUCAUGCUUCAGACGAUGUCCACGGAGCGGACGCUUGCCGCCAUGAUGCCGAUCAUCUUCAUGGCGAUGGCAAUCCUGAUCGGCACUGGACUAUUCUUAUGGAACGCUGGAGACGUCACCAUUGAGGCGACUCUCCUGCCAGCAGCCAUGUUCCACUCGGGCUGGUACAACUGCACCAGACACUCCUCGGUGCGUGUGCGCAAGCUGGUCACCAUCUCCAUCGCGCAAGCGCAAAAACCAGUACUGAUAAAAGGGCUCGGAUUCAUUGAACUAUCAUAUGAAUCUUACGUUACGAUUGUUAAGUCAUCGUACUCUCUGUUUUCAGUAAUAUACUAGAAAUUACCUAAUACUUUAGAAAUACAAUCGUUCAAUUACAGCUGCAUUUGUUCAACUUUUAGAGCCAGUGAUUUGCAUAACUUUAACACUCACCUAACUGCAACUUGAAACAAUCUACAACAAACAAUUAAUUUAUUUCAUGUUUAUUUACUAGCUAUAAAGUAGCAUUAUGAGUAGCGAAACUAAUAAAAUGAGUAGAUACUAAUAAAAACCG
Molecule: messenger RNA, 2125 nt
Organism: Cydia splendana
Lineage: Eukaryota; Metazoa; Arthropoda; Insecta; Lepidoptera; Tortricidae
Exons: 12
Coding region: 1-1911 (636 amino acids)
Biological process (GO): detection of chemical stimulus involved in sensory perception of smell; sensory perception of smell
Cellular component (GO): plasma membrane
Molecular function (GO): olfactory receptor activity; odorant binding
Source: RefSeq, a predicted model, not a curated record